CUAGGUUUUUCUCCUCCUCCUCCUCCACAGGAAUUAGUCCGAUCGAUCAUGUCUAGCGGAAGGUCAUCAAGCCAGUCAUCGGGAAGUCCAUCAAUCAGAGAUGACCAGAUCAUCGAGCUCGUCUCUAAGUUGCGCCAGUUGGUUCCUGAGACUCGCGACAGGCGCUCCGAUCAGGUAUCAGCUUCCAAGGUCCUACAAGAGACCUGCAGCUACAUCAGAAACUUACAGAGAGAGGUUGAAGACUUGAGCGAGAGACUGUCCCAACUGCUCGCUACAAUUGAUGCUGAUAGCGCUGAGGCCGCCAUUUUUAGGAGCUUGAUUAUGCAGUAGACGUACUCUAUCUGUAACUCUAUAAAUAUCGUUAUGUUAGUUAAUUUAUAAGUAUCUAUAUAGUUGCACUACAUCUUUAUUUCUUUCUAGGUUUUGAUCACCAUGAUCAUCAAGCAAACGGUUAAUUAAGUACUGGUACUACGUACUCAUGUACGUAAGUACCCCAUCUUAGACAAAGAGCUCAUGUAAUAGAUCAAGUUUGUUUGAUUAAUAAAAAGGACUUGCACUAGCUAGCUAGCAAAUCCUAGCUAUCAUAC
Molecule: messenger RNA, 587 nt
Organism: Fragaria vesca subsp. vesca
Lineage: Eukaryota; Viridiplantae; Streptophyta; Magnoliopsida; Rosales; Rosaceae
Product: transcription factor bHLH135-like
Exons: 3
Coding region: 49-330 (93 amino acids)
Biological process (GO): regulation of DNA-templated transcription; regulation of growth
Molecular function (GO): protein dimerization activity
Source: RefSeq, a predicted model, not a curated record